Racocetra fulgida is the source of this 259-nucleotide messenger RNA. Lineage: Eukaryota; Fungi; Glomeromycota; Glomeromycetes; Diversisporales; Gigasporaceae. The record is from the annotation of a GenBank genome assembly.
ACCAACGUUUGAAACCUGAACAGAUGGAAGUACGUCACGUAGUAAUUGGUAAAAAAGAGAAGCGUAAAUGUCUAGAAUGUGGUAUAAGAGUUUCGAAGCAGGUGAAGAAAAAGGUUAAGGACAAUGAGAGAACUAUAGGAAAGUUGGUAAAGGUAAAUAGAGUCAGUGAAAGUAUUGGUUUGCAUUUAAAUCAAAUGGACAGAGAGUAUGCAAAAAAGGAAAAGGCUUACCUUGAAACAUUUGAAGGAAAGAAUAAUCG